AUGUCUUCCAAAAAUGGUAGCAAGUUACCAAGCUCUCAAGUGUCUUGGUAUCUGUGGGGAGGCUCCCAAGUGUACAAGAAGUCGUUCGUGGCUAAUCUACACCGCCUGGCGAAGCCUUUGACUGACAAUGUGCCUUGUGUGGAUGCAAAAUAUCCAGAUGCUAGGCUCAUCACCUUCCGUCCCUUUUACUUUUCCUUGGGCAUCACUUUCCCGUUGUCAAAGCUUUUUAAGGAGGCAUUCUGCGCCAUGGGGUGUGCUCCAAGUCAGUGCACUCCGAACAUCUAUUGGGUGAUCAUGAUGAUGAACAGACCUCCUAUGAAUAACAUCUGCAAGAGGUUGGAACUUAGGCUGGACAUGGCUAAGGUCGGUCGGGCUAUAAACAUCACACUGAGGUUUCGCGAGUGGCGCUGGCUGUUGAGCGAGUAUCAAAAGGAAGUCGGUGGACUCCCCCUACCCAGGUUGUUGAGAGAUGGAAGUAGAAUGAGGAAGGCUGAUGUCAAGUCCUCAAGAAAUAAAGCUACCUCUUCGCGGGCGAGGAAUGUGUCUCCAUCGAGGAAGAAGCCAAAGCUCCCUGAUGUUGAGAAUAUUCGUGUAGGGACUGGUCCCCCAUCAUCUGCUAAGGUUAAACAUCUCGUUGGUGCAUAUAGCAAGAAGAUUGGCGGCAUGCACAAUAUUAGGGAUGUUCUACUUAAGCCUCAUAUUGACAAGUUUGGAGACCGUGAUCUGCUUUAUGAAUUAGUCUGUGUGCGAUCUAGUUCACCUGCUGAGAGGCAAAGAAAAGCAUAUGUUCCUCUCCGAAGUUUGGAUAGUCUGCACCAGUCAAAGGAUGGAGAUUAA
This is a messenger RNA of Prunus armeniaca (apricot), 837 nucleotides long. The record is from the annotation of a GenBank genome assembly. Lineage: Eukaryota; Viridiplantae; Streptophyta; Magnoliopsida; Rosales; Rosaceae.